GGAGAGUCUCGGGGGAGGAAGGCAGGGCGGCUGGGCCCCUCCCACUCAGCCUUUUCUCGCGUGUCCUGACCCCGGGACUGGCAGUGAGUCCCGAGCCAUCAGCGACUGUGCGCCGGGUCCUGGGACACCGACGGCGGCGAGCUAAGGAAAAAGCAGCGUCCACGAGGACCAGGGCUAGCCCGCUGGCCCCAUGCGAGCGCUCACGGGCCUGCGGGGGCCCCGGGCGCCCAGAGCGCCCUCGGCCUGGCAGCUCCUCCUUGUGUACCUAACAGCUGGGACGCCCUGGAGCUCGGCGGACGGCGAUCCCCCAGAUUCAGCUUUUACAAAUCUUGUUGGAGAAGAAAUGAUGACAAAAUACUCUAACCUGUCCUUGGAGAUUCAUAGCAUAUCACUGACAGACAAGUCCAGUAUGCUAGUAGAAAAAAAUAUCACAUUAGAAAAGCCUUCUAAUAUGGAACUCACAUGCCAGUUCACAACAUCUGGAGAUUUGAAUUCAAUAAACAUUACUUGGAGAAAAGGUGAUGAGCUACUUGAGAAUAAUAAUUAUCUCAUUAAUGCAUCAGGAAACACCCUGUAUACCCAAUACACGUUCACCAUCAUUAAUAGCAAACAAAUGGGAAGUUAUUCUUGUUUCUUUGAAGAGGAAAAGGAACAAAAGGGAACAUUUAAUAUCAAAGUUCCUGAGCUUCAUGGAAAACACAAGCCAUUGAUCACGUAUGUGGGAGAUUCUACUGUCCUGGUGUGUAAAUGUGAACAUUGUUUUCCUACAAAUUGGACAUGGUACCGUAGUAAUGGGAGUGUGCAGGUUCCUGUUGAUGUUCACAUGAAUGAUAAAUAUGUUAUCAAUGGAAAACAUGAUAAUGAAACAAGGCUCAAGAUAAUGCAUCUUUCGGAGGAAGAUGGCGGAUCCUAUUGGUGCCAUGCAAUAUUCCAGCUGGGCGAGAGUGAGGAACACAUUGAACUUGUUGUGCUGAGCUUUUUGGUGCCCCUCAAACCCUUUCUUGCAAUCAUUGCUGAAGUUAUCCUUUUAGUGGCUUUUAUUCUGCUUUGUGAAAUUUACACGCAAAAGAAAAAGAAGCACCCAGAGGAAGGGAAAGAAUUUGAACAAAUUGAACAGCUGAAAUCAGAUGAUAGCAAUGGUAUAGAAAAUAAUGCCCCAAGACACAGAAAACUUGAAUCUGGGAACCAAUAAAUGGAAAGAUCAUGUCAGGGGUCAUGGGAAGAUGUGUGCAGAGUUUGUAUUUCAUCUUGGUUUAUCCUUUCUUUUAAGACCAUCAGAGUUUUUAUUUUUUUAAAAGAUAAAAAGUUUAUGCAACACACAAAGUAGUAGCUUCAUAAACAAAAUGUGCUAUCUCAUAUCUAAAGAUAUAUUUUUAUUUUGUUAUUGUUUUUAUGUUAAAGCAAGGUAAAUUGUUUCAGACAUGUUCUAUGAGUUGUAACCCAAGAUAAUGAAUUACAUCCUGGUCCAUAACCGACACACAGAACAGUCACCAGCAAAAUCAGUUAAUAGUUUAUUGAACAAAUGUCACUUAAGACCUGUUUAAAACCAAAGAAUUUAUUAAAGAGAAAGCCUUUGCCAUUUGUCUAAAAAAGUUAUUUUUUCCCCAAAUCUUUCUCUGUAUGUGAAGUAUUUGUAACAAUUUUGAUGUAAAGUUCUUCCUUCUGUGAUACUGUAAAAUAAUGUGUCUUCUUUGGAAAUGAAUACUUUGUGCUUUUGCUAAUGAUGGUUAUCCUACAAUUUGUAGAAGAAAUAUAUACUUUUAAUCCAUAAAUGAUGGUUUAAAGCAAGGAAAUAAAACCAUUUACUUGUCCCAAAGUGUUGUCACUACAAAAGCAAAUCCUCCUAAUCUUAAUCCGCUCAUUUCCAUUGCUUUCCUACACCAAACCAAAGAUCUGCUUAGUCUUUAUAAGUAGAAUCCCCUUCUACCCCCCAUGGGAUUUGAACUUUUUCAGGUACACCUCCUGGUGUUCAUGUUUUAAGUUGCAGAACUAUAUAGUCAUAAUGCAACACUGUGACUAUCUGUAAUUCAUCUGUGGUUCAUGGUUUCCUAGUAUCUUGUAUUUGUUAUGUAGUUUCUUGGAAUUUAUAACUGGUUAAAUAUAUAAAAAUACACAAUUGAUGCUUAUGAUAAUAAUUCCUUAGACUGAAAUAUGAAAGUACUAAAGUACUUCUAUGUUGUUGCAAAUGCCUUAGACUUAUCUUGAAAAAAAUAGAUAGUUUCUAUUGCACAUAUAACUGAAGUAUUCUCUAAGGUCGCUAUAACUAAAUGAAAUGAAAUCUAAACGGAUAGGAAAAGUGAUCAAUGGCUUUAAAUGAAAUAUGGAAAUUAUGCCUCAUACUAGAUUGGUUGCUCUUGAUACUUAAGGGCCUGGGGUCCUGCUGCUUAUCAGGCAACAGGGUUAAGAACAAUUAGAAGCAAAGAGGGAAGAGCUUGGGACUAUGUUAAAAAUUCACAUUUCUUGGUGAUUAAAGGAUUAAAACUUGGGGAAGAAAAUUCAGUGAUUUGAAAAGAAAUAUUUUAUAGAAACUUGCACCAUGCAUAUUGGUUAAGAAAAUUAUAAGAUUGGUUAAGAAAAUUAUAAGAUUAUAAUUUAGUGAAAAUUAUAUCGUAUCUUACCUAAUGUUUACCAAUAUUAAUAGCAUAAGUAAGACACAUAAAGUAAGCACUUGGAAACUGCUCAUUACUUUAUUGCUGCAGCAGUGCAGUCUUUUGUCAUAAAACAUGUUGAGUAGACAUAUAAAUUUUAUCAAACUGGAAUACACUGCUUUGUGGCCAAAUUAAUUUUAUUGGUCUUAGAGCCAUUUAUUUGUUUUGAUUUAAUUCAUUGUUAAUUUGAAAAAAUUAUCUUGGGUGAUAUGAUGGCAGUUAGUUUAAUCCAAACAACUUGAAUUCAGUGAAAAAUUAAUCAAAACUGUUAUUUGAGUAAGUCCAAUUCAAAUUGGUAUACCUGUGACUAGCUGUGUACAACACCAAAUCAGUGUAGCUCUUUUGCAUACACAUGCUUCUAUUUUGACACCAACAACUGUUUAGGUUAAAAUAGAUUUCAAGAAAAAAAAAUGAAAAUUGGUGCCCUAAGGUUAAAUGAUCUGAAACAUUUAUCUAGGAAAUUGAAAUUUUAAGUGGCAUUGCUUUUAAGUGGCAAUGCUUACCAUUUACUUUUUCUAGCAAAGACAAGUUAUUUUAAUAACUUUAGGCAGAAAAGAUACUCCAACAUUUAAGUUGAUGUUUGGCUUUUCAGAGUCUCUCUGGAGGGCUCUGGAAAAUUGCUUUAGCACUGUUUAUUAAAAAUGAAAUGAUUCCAUUACCUCACCUCAUGGAAGAGAUAAAUGGAAUAACUAAGAACGUCCAAUUGUCAAUGGACUACAGAUACUAAGCAGAAGAAAAGCUGAAGCAGAGAAACCACUCCAGCUUUAUAUGUUAGACACCUAGGGAAAUUUUGUGAUUCUUUCCAGCUCAUGGGGAUUUUCAGAAUAAUAAGUGGAUUUAAUGAUGUCAUAGAAUUCCCAGAUAUUUUCACAUACAGUUUAUAAGAAAAUGUAUAUCUUUUCCUUUUGCAGUCUGUUUUCCCUAGCAUUACUUAUGUCGGCCCAAUUCUAAAAUUGAUUGUGCUCCUUUCUUCUCCUUUACUUAUGGGUCAUGAAUCUCCAUUUCUUUUACCUUAAUACCUCAUUAAUCCAUCCCAUUGCCUCCCCCAUCCCACCUUCACCAGCUGAUUUUUGUUCCCCAGUCUCAUCUUCUAUCAACCCAUCUUUUGUGCUGCUGCUUGAUCCUCUUUCUUAAAUACAAAUCUCACUUUUGAACUUCACCUGAUAGGUUCCAGGCCAAAUUGCUACAGGCUCACCAUUGCCGUUUCUUAAUAUUGCAGUUCACCAAAUUGCUGAUCUCUCUCCAAUGUCUUGAAAUAGCUUUUAUACAUAGAGAUUGAGCCCAGAAUGCUCUCCCUGAUGUCUUUCCCCAAUCCACUAGCUCAAGACUACCUCUCAUAAUUUUAUGCUGAUCUUAUGACUUUGGGUAGUUCUCAGACCCGGUGAGACAUGUACUAUCUUAGGUGCACAAACUUGGCUGCAUUUAUUGCCCUGUAUUAUAAAAUAUAUUUGCUGGACUCUU
Molecule: messenger RNA, 4109 nt
Organism: Ictidomys tridecemlineatus (thirteen-lined ground squirrel)
Lineage: Eukaryota; Metazoa; Chordata; Mammalia; Rodentia; Sciuridae
Source: RefSeq, a predicted model, not a curated record